AUGAAGAAAGCAGAGCUACUAUUCAUUCCUCUGCCGGAGACCGGCCAUCUCUUGUCGACGAUCGAGUUCGGUAAGCGCCUGCUCAAUCUUGACCAUCGAAUUUCCAUGAUUACAAUCCUCUCCAUGAAACUCCCUUACGCUCCUGACGCCGACGCUUCUCUCGCAUCUCUCACCGCCUCCGUGCCCGGAAUCCGACUCAUUUGCCUCCCAGAGAUCCAAGACCCACCUCCGAUCAAGCUUCUCGACACUUCCUCCGAGACUUACAUCCUCGACUUCAUCGACAAAAACAUACCAACUCUCAGAAAAACCAUUCAAGAUUUGGUCUCAUCAUCGUCCGGAGAAGAUUCAACUCAUGUCGUUGGACUGAUUCUUGAUUUCUUCUGCGUCGGUUUGAUCGAUAUAGGCCUUGAGGUAAACCUUCCUUCGUAUAUCUUCAUGACUUCCAACUUCGGUUUCUUGGGGUUUCUUCAGUAUCUCCCGGAACGACAUCGUUUGAUCUCGUCGGAGUUUAGCUCCGGCGAUGAAGAGUUACAGAUUCCGGCGUUCACGAAUCUUGUUCCGGCCAAGGUACUGCCGUCUGGCGUUUUCGACAAACUCUCUUACGAAAGUCUGAUCAAAAUUGGAGAGCGAUUACCAGAAGCCAAGGGUAUUUUAGUAAAUUCGUUCACUGAAGUCGAGCCAUAUGCUGCUGAAUAUUUUUGUCAAGGACGAGAUUACCCUCGUACGUUUCCUGUUGGGCCGGUUCUCAACUUAACCGGCCGUACGAAUCCGGGUUUAGCUUCGGUCCAAUACGAAGAGAUGAUGAAGUGGCUAGACGAGCAACCGGAGUCUUCGGUUUUGUUCCUGUGUUUCGGGAGCAUGGGAGUGUUCAGUGCACCUCAGAUCAAAGAGAUAGCUCACGCGCUCGAGCUCGUCGGGCUUAGGUUUAUCUGGGCGGUCCGUACGAACAUGGCCGGAGAAGGCGAUCCUUACGAGCCGCUUCCAGAAGGAUUCGUCGACCGAACAAUGGGCCGUGGAAUCGUGUGUAGUUGGGCCCCACAAGUGGAUAUCUUGGCCCAUAAGGCAACAGGUGGAUUCGUGUCUCAUUGUGGGUGGAAUUCAAUACAAGAGAGUCUAUGGUACGGUGUACCGAUCGCCACGUGGCCGAUGUAUGCGGAGCAACAGCUCAAUGCGUUCGAGAUGGUGAAGGAGCUUGGCUUAGCCGUGGAGAUAAGGCUUGAUUACAUGGCGGACGGUGAUAGGGUAACGUUGGAGAUUGUUUCGGCUAAUGAAAUAGCCAUAGCCGUACGAUCUUUGAUGGAUGUUGAUAACUUGAUUAGGAAGAAGGUUAAAGAGAUUUCGAUAAUGGCAAGGAAAGCUGUUGGUGAUGGUGGAUCUUCUAUGGUGGCUACAAGAGAUUUUAUCAGAGAUAUUCUUGGGGAUCACUUUUGA
This is a messenger RNA of Arabis nemorensis, 1431 nucleotides long. The record is from the annotation of a GenBank genome assembly. Lineage: Eukaryota; Viridiplantae; Streptophyta; Magnoliopsida; Brassicales; Brassicaceae.